Molecule: messenger RNA, 1110 nt
Organism: Striga hermonthica
Lineage: Eukaryota; Viridiplantae; Streptophyta; Magnoliopsida; Lamiales; Orobanchaceae
Source: the annotation of a GenBank genome assembly
AUGUCUAACUGUUACAAUGAGGUGUACUUCAGACGUUUCAUGAAGGCAUCCACCGGGUUGAUUUGGAACGACGACAACUACUAUAGUUAUGUUAUUUUCACUCUCAGUGGUCUCUCCUCUUUCCGCUCCGGUUUCCAAACUCGUGAUCAACAGAUCCUCUCCAACCCGGAGUUUCUUGCGGAGGGCACCGCCAUCCAGGACCUCUUUGCCCCCGAUCGUGUCCUCAUUGGGGGCCGCGAGACUCCCGAGGGAUUCAAAGCCAUCCAAAAGUUAAAAGACGUGUAUGCCCACUGGGUCCCGGAGGACCGCAUCCUGACCACCAACCUGUGGUCGGCCGAGCUGUCUAAGCUCGCCGCCAAUGCAUUCCUCGCCCAAAGGAUCUCGUCGGUCAAUGCCAUGUCUGCCCUGUGUGAAGCCACCGGUGCUGAUGUCACCCAGGUGUCGUACGCGGUCGGCAAGGACUCAAGGAUUGGGCCCAAGUUUCUGAACGCGAGUGUCGGGUUUGGCGGGUCGUGCUUCCAGAAGGACAUCCUCAACCUGGUGUACAUAUGCGAGUGCAACGGGCUGCCCGAGGUGGCCGAGUACUGGAGGCAGGUGAUCAAGAUCAACGACUACCAGAAGAGCCGGUUUGUGAAUCGGAUCGUGUCGUCCAUGUUCAACACCGUGGCCAACAAGAAGGUGGCCAUCCUCGGAUUUGCCUUCAAGAAGGACACAGGCGACACGCGGGAAACCCCUGCAAUUGACGUCUGCCAGGGGCUGCUGGGGGACAAGGCUCAGCUCAGCAUAUACGACCCUCAGGUGACAGAGGACCAGAUCCAGAGGGACCUGUCGAUGAAAAAUUUUGAUUUGGACCAUCUCCAGGCGAUGAACAAGGUUCGGGAUGCGUACGAGGCAACCAAAGACGCUCAUGCUGUGUGUAUAUUGACCGAGUGGAACGAGUUCAAGGAACUCGAUUUCCAGAGGAUAUAUGACAACAUGCAGAAGCCUGCGUUUGUGUUUGACGGGAGAAACAUGGUGGAUGCAAGCAAGCUGAGGGAGAUUGGUUUUAUUGUUUACUCAAUUGGGAAACCACUUGAUGCCUGGCUCAAGGACAUGCCUGCCGUUGCCUAA